This is a messenger RNA of Kluyveromyces lactis, 318 nucleotides long. RefSeq names its product Rbl2p (gene RBL2). Gene Ontology annotation, biological process: tubulin complex assembly; post-chaperonin tubulin folding pathway. The record is from RefSeq and is a predicted model, not a curated record. Gene Ontology annotation, cellular component: microtubule cytoskeleton; cytosol. The coding region runs from base 1 to 318 and encodes 105 amino acids. The transcript has a single exon. Lineage: Eukaryota; Fungi; Ascomycota; Saccharomycetes; Saccharomycetales; Saccharomycetaceae. Gene Ontology annotation, molecular function: beta-tubulin binding.
AUGGCGCCUACACAACUAGAAAUCAAAGAACGAGCACUCAAGAGAUUAUGCAAAGAGGAACAUUUCUAUCAAGAAGAGCUUGAACAACAGAAACUCCAUGUCAAAAAAUUACAAUCAGAUCCAUCAGUAGAUCCAUAUGAUCUAAAGAAGCAAGUUGAAGUGCAACAAGAUACAGAAAGGCUACUUCCAGAAUUGUAUAAAAAGAUCAAACAAUUUAGGGAUGACCUCGAUAAAUACCUAAGCUCAUACGAGGGUACAGAGGAUUUAGAGUCUGCAAAGGCCGCGCUUGAAACUGCUGAUGAACUUUUGAAGAACUAG